Equus quagga is the source of this 1878-nucleotide messenger RNA. It is a transcript of the gene TKTL2, whose product is annotated as transketolase like 2. Lineage: Eukaryota; Metazoa; Chordata; Mammalia; Perissodactyla; Equidae. The record is from RefSeq and is a predicted model, not a curated record. The transcript has a single exon. Bases 1 to 1878 code for a protein of 625 amino acids. Gene Ontology annotation, molecular function: thiamine pyrophosphate binding; transketolase activity.
AUGGCAGACAACGCCAAGCCCCGUGCGAAUACGUUGCAGGUGCUGCGGGACAUGGCCAACCGCCUGCGGAUCCAUUCCAUCAGGGCCACGUGUGCCUCCCGCUCCGGCCACCCCACUUCGUGCUGCAGCACAGCUGAGAUCAUGUCCGUGCUGUUCUUCCACACGAUGCGGUAUAAACAGACAGAGCCAGAACACCCUGACAAUGACCGAUUCAUCCUCUCCAAGGGCCAUGCUGCUCCCAUCCUCUAUGCAGCUUGGGCAGAGCUGGGCAUCAUCAGUGAAUCCGACUUGCUGAACUUGAGGAAAAUUAACUGUGACUUAGAGGGACAUCCCACCCCAAGACUGUCGUUCGUUGAUGUGGCAACCGGAUCGCUUGGGCAAGGAUUGGGUGCCGCCUGCGGAAUGGCUUAUACUGGCAAGUACUUUGACAAGGCCAGCUACCGAGUGUUCUGCCUUAUGGGAGAUGGCGAAUCCUCGGAAGGUUCAGUCUGGGAGGCUCUGGACUUCGCUUCCCACUACAAUUUGGACAAUCUCGUGGCAGUCUUUGACGUGAACCGUUUGGGACAAAGUGGUGUCACCCCCCUUGAGCACUGCACAGACGUCUAUCAGAAUCGCUGUGAAGCCUUUGGGUGGAAUACUUACUUAGUGGAUGGCCAUGAUGUGGAGGGGUUGUGCCAUGCGUUCUGGCAAGCAACUCAAGUGAAGAACAAGCCCACUGCCAUAGUAGCCAAGACCUUCAAGGGCCGGGGUAUUCCAGACAUUGAGGAUGCAGAAAAUUGGCAUGGAAAGCCAAUGCCAAAAGAAAGAGCAGAUGCAAUCAUCAAAUUAAUUGAGAGUCACAUACAGACCAAUAGAAAUUUCACAGUGAAACUCCCUCUUGAAGACUCACCGCAAGUCAGCAUCAGGAAUAUAAAAAUGACCUGUCUGCCUGAUUAUGAAGUUGGUGACAAGAUAGCUACUCAGAAAGCAUAUGGUUUGGCUCUGGUUAAACUGGGACGUGCAAAUGACAGACUUAUUGUGCUGGAUGGUGACGCAAAGAACUCCACCUUUUCUGAGAUAUUCAAGAAAGAAUACCCUGAGCGUUUCAUUGAGUGUGUUAUGGCUGAGCAAAACAUGGUAAGUGUGGCACUGGGCUGCGCCACACGUGAUCGAACUGUUGCUUUUAUUAGUACCCUUGCUGCCUGUUUGACCCGAGCAUUUGAUCAGAUCCAGAUGGGAGCCAUAUCUCAAACCAAUAUCAAUCUUAUUGGUUCCCACUGCGGGGUAUCUAUGGGUGAAGAAGGAUCUUCCCAGAUGGCUCUGGAGGAUCUCGCCAUGUUCCGAAGCAUUCCCAAUUGCACCGUUUUCUAUCCAAGUGAUGCCAUCUCGACAGAGCAUGCUGUUUAUCUGGCUGCCAGUACCAAAGGAAUGUGCUUCAUUCGGACCAGCCGACAAGAAACUGCGGUUAUUUAUACCCCACAAGAAAAUUUUGUGAUUGGACAGGCCAGGGUCAUCCGCCACAGUGUCAAUGACAAAGUUACAGUUAUUGGAGCAGGAGUUACUGUCCAUGAAGCCUUAGCAGCUGCUGAUGAUCUUUCUCAACAAGGCAUUUCUAUCCGUGUCAUUGACCCGUUUACCAUUAAACCCCUGGAUGCUGCCACCAUCAUCUCCAGUGCAAAAGCUACAGGUGGUCGGGUUAUCACAGUAGAGGAUCACUACCGAGAAGGUGGCCUUGGAGAAGCUGUGUGUGCAGCUGUCUCUGGGGAGCCUGACAUCCUUGUUCAUCAGCUGGCAGUGUCAGGAGUGCCCCAAAGUGGGAAACCUAGUGAAUUGCUGGAUAUGUUUGGAAUCAGUGCCAGACACAUCAUAGCUGCUGUGAAAUACACUUUAAUGAACUAA